AUGGCGAACUCGAUCGAGAACCCCGUCAAGCAGCAGCUGGUCGACAAGCUGCCGAAGCGCUUCAAGGGCAUCAAGUUUGGCAUUCAGUCCAACCAGGAUAUUGCCAACCAGGCUGUCCUCGAAGUCUCCGAUCGACUGCUCUACGACAUUGAAAACAACCGUGCGCCGUAUCGCCACGGACCCCUCGACCCGCGACUGGGCACGUCGAGCAAGAUUGGCAAAUGCGCAACAUGUCAAGACUCGUUGCAAAACUGCACGGGCCAUUUCGGCCAUGUGCGGCUCCCGCUGCCGGCCUUUCACAUUGGUUACCUGCGAUUCGUCAUGUCUAUUCUGCAGGAGAUUUGCAAGGAUUGCGGCCGCGUACUACUAGAAGAGCCCGAGCGACGGUCGUUCUUGAAAGAGCUCCGCCGCCCGUUCCUCGACAACCUCCGUCGAACCCAGAUUUGCAAGCGCAUCAACGAGCAGUGCCGGAAGUGCAAGACUUGCCCUUACUGCGGUUCCAUCAACGGCCAGAUCCGCAAGACCGGCGUCCUCAAGCUGGCCCACGACAAGUUUGUUGCCUUCAACAAGUCCACCUCCGUUAAGAAGGUGCCUCCCGAGGCCAAGGUCAAGUUUGAGAACUCGUUCGCCGAGGCCCGGCGCGAGAACCCCGAGCUGGAGAAGCACCUCAGGAAGGCAAUGGAGGAUCUCAACCCGCUCCGGGUGCUCAAGCUCUUCAAGAGGAUCAGCCCUACCGACUGUGAACUGCUGGGGCUGGACCCUGCCGAGGGCCGGCCGGAAAUGUUCAUCUGGCAGUUUGUGCCCGCGCCCCCAGUCUGCAUCAGGCCGUCGGUGGCGCAGGACAAUGCUAGUACCGAAGAUGACAUUACCACCAAGCUGGCGGAUAUCGUAUGGGUCAGCGGCAUGAUACGAUCUGCCCUCCAAAGAGGAUCCCCCAUCCAGACCAUCAUGGAGCAGUGGGAGUAUCUCCAAACCCAGAUUGCCAUGUACGUCAACAGCGACGUCCCUGGCCUCCAGCAGCCUGGGUUCGGGAAAUCCACCAGGGGCUUCUGCCAGCGGUUGAAGGGCAAGCAGGGCCGAUUCCGUGGCAAUCUCUCUGGCAAGCGUGUCGAUUUCUCCGGACGUACCGUCAUCUCGCCUGACCCCAACCUGGGCAUCGACCAGGUCGCCGUGCCCAUUCUGGUGGCAAAGAACCUGACGUACCCGGAAUCAGUCAACCGACAAAACAUUGAGAAGCUGCGCCAAUGCGUCUCGAACGGCUGCGACGUCUGGCCGGGUGCACAGGCCGUCAUGAAGAAAGAGGACGGCAGCCAUUAUCGCUACAAUCUCAAGUUCGGCAACCGCGAGCAGUUGGCGCGACAGCUGAAGGCCGGUGACAUUGUUGAGCGGCAUCUCGAGGACGGCGACAUUGUGCUGUUCAACCGCCAACCUUCACUGCACAAGCUCAGUAUCAUGAGCCAUCUCGUCAAGGUCCGCCCCUGGAGAACGUUUCGCCUAAACGAAUGUGUCUGCAACCCGUACAACGCCGAUUUCGACGGCGACGAGAUGAACCUGCACGUCCCUCAGACUGAGGAGGCCAGAGCCGAGGCCAUCAACCUGAUGGGUGUCAAAUACAACUUGGCGACUCCCAAAAACGGAGAGCCCAUCAUUGCCGCCACCCAGGAUUUCAUCACGGCCGCGUUUCUGCUCAGCAGCAAGGACAACUUUUUCGACCGCAAGACCUUUACCUACAUUUGUAUGCACAUGAUGGACGGCAAGACGCCGCUCGAACUGCCGCCGCCAGCCAUUAUCGCGCCCCAAUGCAUGUGGACCGGCAAACAGGUCUUCAGCGUCAUGAUGCGCCCGAACAAGGAUUCUCCGGUCAAGGUCAACCUGGAGGCCAAAUGCAGAGCGUACAAGGCGCGUCCCGGCCAAUGCCCCGACAUGGACCCCAAUGACGGCUGGCUGGUUGUCCGAAACUCGGAGGUUAUGUGCGGUCGCAUGGACAAGUCUACGGUCGGCUCUGGCAAGAAGGACUCCAUCUUCUACGUCAUCAUGAGAGAUUUUGGCCCAGACGAGGCUGUCAUUGCCAUGAACAGACUGGCCAAGCUGUGCGCCAGAGCGCUCACCAACCGUGGCUUCUCCAUCGGCGUCGGUGAUGUGUUCCCGACGGCGUCUCUCAACGUCGAAAAGGAGAGCCUGGUUUCGACCGCGUACAAGCAGUGCGACGACCUCAUCGAAACGUUCAAGCAGGGAAAGCUCGAAAAGGCCCCGGGCUGCAACAUGGAGCAGACGCUGGAGAAUCUGAUCUCCGGUAUUCUUAGUAAAGUCCGACAGCAGGCCGGCACAUACUGUAUCGACACCCUGAGCCGCAACAAUGCUCCGCUCAUCAUGGCCAAGUCUGGGUCGAAAGGUUCGGACAUUAACGUCGCGCAGAUGGUGGCUGUCGUCGGACAGCAGAUUAUUGGCGGCCAGCGUGUGCCUGAUGGAUUCCAGGACCGAAGUCUUCCGCACUUUCACAAGAACGCCCGACAGCCGCCGUCAAAGGGAUUCGUCAAGAACAGUUUCUACACUGGCCUGUUCCCGACCGAGUUCCUGUUCCACGCCAUCUCCGGCCGUGAAGGUCUGGUCGACACGGCCGUCAAGACCGCCGAAACGGGGUACAUGUCGCGACGACUGAUGAAGUCGCUCGAGGAUCUCUCUACGCAAUACGACGACACGGUCAGGACAUCUGGAGGCGGCAUCGUGCAGUUCCAGUUUGGCGCGGACAAACUCGAUCCAGUGGACAUGGAAGGCUCUGCCGAGCCGGUGCACUUCCUGCGCACCUGGAGUCACGCCGAGAACUUGACAUGGGACAACAACGAGCCGGCCAUGACGCCGACGGAGAUUCGCAAGUUUGCCGACUCGAUGCUCGAGGUGGAGCGCAAGCGCCUCCCGAGAAUUGGCCUCCUCAAGGACAGACUCGAGUACGAGGACACCACCGACUAUGGCAUUGACGAGCACGAAAGUGCCCGAAAGUUUAUCAAGACCAUUGAGAGUCACGUCGAGGGCCUUGCUGCCAAGCUAGAGCGCGUGCGAGCCCUGGCUGGGUUCGACGGCGACACACCCCUCUAUCCAGACUCUCAGGCGCACUGCGACCGGACGGCCAAAGUCACAGUAACAACGCUGCAGCUCUUCAUCAAGAUGUGUCUCGAAAAGUACAAAAAGGCCCACGUCGAGCCAGGUCACGCCGUCGGUGCCGUCGGUGCGCAGUCCAUCGGUGAGCCUGGUACGCAGAUGACGCUCAAGACCUUUCACUUUGCUGGUGUGGCCGGUAUGAGUAUCACUCAGGGUGUGCCGCGAAUCAAGGAGAUUAUCAACGCAUCCAAGACUAUCAGCACACCCGUCAUCACCUGCCCCCUGCUCAACAAUGAGCAGAUUGAGGUUGCCAAGGUGGUCAAGGCGCGUAUCGAGAAGACGUACGUGUCGGACGUGCUGCACUUUGUCGAGGACGAGUGGCGCGCGGAGGAAGGAAACGUGGUGCUCCAGAUUGACAGGGGCGCGCUGUCGGACAUGCAUCUGGGCAUCGGCAUCUACGACAUUGCCGAGGCCAUCUGCAAGCAGCGUAAGCUCAAGGUUGCGCGCGAGGACCUUUCUAUUUUCGGCGACAGGAUCGUGAUUCGCGUCCGCGAUGGGAGCCAGAUGGCGGUCAAGAGAACAACGACCCGAAAGACGGACGCCGACAGUGGCGACAUGCUGCUGCGGGCCAACUUUUUGCGACGCACACUGCCCAAUGUGCCCGUGUCGGGCUACUCCGAUGCGACCCGAGCCAUCAUCCAGACGUCGGAGCAAAACACCCAUACCGUCCUCGUGGAAGGUUAUGGCCUGCGAGAGUGCAUGACGACAGAGGGCGUGAUCGGGACCAAGACGCGGACAAACAACGUCAUGGAGUGCCGCGACAUCCUCGGCAUCGAAGCGGCGCGGACGACGAUUGCCAACGAAAUCGGCGAAGUUAUGGGCGACAUGGGCAUCGACCCGCGGCAUAUGCAGCUGUUGGCCGACGUGAUGACGUACAAGGGCGAGGUCCUGGGCAUCACGCGGUUCGGCCUGUCCAAGAUGCGCGACAGCGUGCUGCAGCUGGCGUCCUUUGAGAAGACGCCGGACCAUUUGUUUGACGCUGCGGCGGGCAUGAAGACGGACCAGAUUGAGGGCGUGAGCGAGUGCAUCAUCAUGGGGCAGACGAUGGGCGUGGGCACCGGCGCGUUCCAAGUCGUGCGGCGGCUGGGCAUCCAGCCGGGACAGCUGACGCAGAAGAAGACGUUGUUUGAGGACGAGUGGAACAAGGAGAUGGCGCUGAAGCGAAAGGCAAGGCGGAGAGUAUAG
Molecule: messenger RNA, 4341 nt
Organism: Purpureocillium lilacinum
Lineage: Eukaryota; Fungi; Ascomycota; Sordariomycetes; Hypocreales; Ophiocordycipitaceae
Biological process (GO): DNA-templated transcription
Cellular component (GO): RNA polymerase III complex
Molecular function (GO): DNA binding
Source: RefSeq, a predicted model, not a curated record